Messenger RNA from Puma concolor (puma), 840 nucleotides. Lineage: Eukaryota; Metazoa; Chordata; Mammalia; Carnivora; Felidae. The record is from RefSeq and is a predicted model, not a curated record.
AUGAAGGAUGCCGCAGAAGGCGGUGUGAAUGCGUGGAGUGAGGCUAAGAAACCGCUGCAGAUUCUCGUGGACACUGGAAGCAGCAACUUCGCCGUGGCAGGUGCCCCGCAUUCUUACAUAGACUCGUACUUUGACACGGAGAGGUCCAGCACGUACCGCUCCAAGGGCUUUGACGUCACUGUGAAGUACACGCAAGGGAGCUGGACCGGCUUCGUGGGGGAGGACGUGGUCACCAUCCCGAAAGGCUUCAAUGGCUCAUUUCUUGUCAACAUUGCCACCAUCUUCGAAUCCGAGAACUUCUUUCUGCCCGGCGUCAAAUGGAAUGGGAUUCUGGGACUCGCGUAUGCUGCCCUGGCCAAGCCGUCAAGUUCCCUGGAGACAUUCUUUGAUUCUCUGGUGGCACAAGCAAGAAUCCCCAACGUCUUCUCCAUGCAGAUGUGUGGGGCGGGACUGCCCGUCGCUGGAUCCGGUACCAACGGAGGUAGUCUUGUCCUGGGUGGAAUUGAACCAAGUUUGUACAAAGGAGACAUCUGGUAUACCCCUAUUAGGGAGGAAUGGUAUUACCAGAUAGAAAUUCUGAAGUUGGAAAUUGGAGGCCAGAGCCUUAAUCUGGACUGCAGAGAGUACAAUGCAGACAAAGCCAUCGUGGAUAGCGGCACCACACUUCUGCGCCUGCCCCAGAAGGUGUUUGAUGCGGUUGUUGAAGCCGUGGCCCGCACGUCUCUGCACUUCCCCAUCUGUAAAAUCCAGAAGCGGGACGAUACCUGCUUGUGGAUGACUUCUGACCCCAAACUCUGUGAUCUGAGGGUCAAAACUGUCCCCCGAGGACACGUAGCUUAG